This is a messenger RNA of Blastocystis hominis, 682 nucleotides long. RefSeq lists its product as hypothetical. NCBI's taxonomy places the organism in Eukaryota, Bigyra, Opalinata, Blastocystidae. The transcript has 2 exons. Gene Ontology annotation, biological process: base-excision repair, gap-filling; mitotic cell cycle; nucleotide-excision repair, DNA gap filling. Gene Ontology annotation, molecular function: single-stranded DNA 3'-5' DNA exonuclease activity; DNA binding; DNA-directed DNA polymerase activity. Gene Ontology annotation, cellular component: epsilon DNA polymerase complex. The record is from RefSeq and is a predicted model, not a curated record. Bases 1 to 609 code for a protein of 202 amino acids.
AUGAAUGUGGACGAAUUGAAGGCGUUCCCGCGGGAAUUGACCUCGUUAUACCGGCUAACGACUCCAAUCCUGGAACUGGUGAAACUCCUCUGCAAGGUGAUCAGUCUGGAUAAAACCGUGGAACAGGAGGCGGUGAUCAUCCGCCGCCAAUUGCUUCGCAACCUCAAAGUGAAGGAAUUCGCGGGGGAGGCGCAGUUUUCGGACCCGUUUCAUUCGUUCGUGAUCCCCGCGGUUGUGUGUCCGUACUGCAAUUUCACGGUGAAUUUGGACAUUUGCAGCGAUCCGGAGUUGCAGGAGUCGGCGAAGAUUCGGCCGUGGCGGUGCCGCGAAUGCGACAGUCCGUAUGACAUGAUGAGCAUCGAGAUGGCGCUGAUUGAGAUGUGUGGACAGAUGGUUUAUGGGUAUGCGACGCAGGACUUGAGCUGUAAAAAAUGCCAGCAGAUUCAGCGAAGCAAUCUGGACAUGUAUUGCUCAUGUAGUGGAAACUGGGGAAAUAAGGAGAUGCAAGCGGAGAAGGUGCGGGAGCUGAUGAAGAUUGUGAAGGAGAAGGCGGAGUUCCAUGGCAUGAAGUGGCUGAGUGAAACGUUGGAGCGAUAUGGCAUAGAGUGAAUGAUUGUUGUUGUUGUAUGAGAAAGGAAGAGGGAAGGUGUUCAUAGUCUUACUAAAAAUGGGAUUUGUUGGA